AGCGCUUUUCCUUUCUUUUCCACCCCACCCAGGCCACGUAUCGGACAGUGCUCUCUGGGACGAUCCCGCCCCGAGCUUUAUCUUCUUGCUCCACACUGGUCCCGCUACGGAUAUUACAUGCAACGAUCUCGCUCGUAUCCUUAUUGACCAAAGCUCCCCGCAACGCGCAACAGUUCUCUUCUACUACAAUGGCGACGGACCGUUCUCCCAGAAGAGCCAACCCCAACGUCCAACGCACGUUCCCUCGACGCCGGCGACUGCUCGUCAUUGGCUCUCUCCUUCUCACUCUAGCCUUCUUCUGCUUCGCCUCGCCCUGGGGUCUUCCGUCUGCACUCGACAUUGGCGGGCUUGGCGCAACGCUCUCGAGAGCGAGCAUCGUGCAGCUCGUCAAGUCGGGUGGGAGCCCGCCUGAUGAGAUAUAUGGCCUGCUACACUUUGUGACGAGCGGCGACGACCGGAUGCUGUCCCACUCUAUUGACCUAGAUCCGUCUGAGCCAUUGGACAUGGAUAUAUAUCUGGGUGGAGAUACACCUGAUUGGAGAUUGUACGUACGGAGACUGAAGGAAGAGUAUCCUCUAGUCGUAUUUAGUAAAUCGUAUUGUCCACAUUCGAGGAGGGCAAAACAACUUUUGGCUACGUAUGAUCUCUCACCUCCACCAAAAAUUAUUGAGGUUGAUCUUCGAGACGACGGAGACUUUAUCAAGCUGAUACUCACGCGCCUCACCGAGCACUCUACAUUCCCCAACAUCGUACUCAAGGGUAAAAGCAUUGGCGGGUCAGAUGACCUCCAUGUACUACAUGCACAGGGAAAGCUGAAGCGAAUGUUCGAGAAUGCGGGUAUGACGGUAUUAGAGCAGGUCCGAGUAGCAGCAUGAAGCUACAAGCUUUUUUGCACAUGAGCUCUGCUUGUAUUAUUAGAAUGUAUUUCUACCUCACUUCUAUUCGUCUGCCAGGCACGGGUCAAAAGAAAAACAGAGAUUACCAUGUCAAUACGAGUAACAUAUUCUGGAAUAAUGGACAAAAAAGGUACAUAUGAACAUUAUCACAAUGAAAA
Molecule: messenger RNA, 1054 nt
Organism: Serpula lacrymans var. lacrymans S7.9
Lineage: Eukaryota; Fungi; Basidiomycota; Agaricomycetes; Boletales; Serpulaceae
Exons: 4
Coding region: 189-875 (228 amino acids)
Biological process (GO): cellular response to oxidative stress
Cellular component (GO): cis-Golgi network; Golgi lumen; fungal-type vacuole
Molecular function (GO): glutathione disulfide oxidoreductase activity
Source: RefSeq, a predicted model, not a curated record